This is a messenger RNA of Cotesia congregata, 1251 nucleotides long. Lineage: Eukaryota; Metazoa; Arthropoda; Insecta; Hymenoptera; Braconidae. The record is from the annotation of a GenBank genome assembly.
AUUAAUGUCGUCAUGAAUUGUUCGUGUGUGAUUUGCUGGGUGCGAUUGCAAGCCACCCACAAUAUUAUAGCAACUGACUGCGGUCAUAUUUUUCACAAUAAGUGCCUCAACGAGUGGAUCGAGAGGUCUCCAACAUGUCCAGAAUGCCGUAAAGAUGUUAACUCAACCCAAAUUCGUCGUCUUUAUUUAAAUUUUACAAAUGACGACACCAUACAAGAUGACCCAGCAGUAUUACAAGAGCAGAUUGAUAAAUUGCAAUAUUUAUCACGCUUCCAAGAGUCUCAGAUACAAACGCUGACGACGCAGAAAAAAAAUUAUGAGCUGAGAAUUAACGCGCUGGAUCGCGAGCUCAUAACCCAGGCCAAGGAGGUCCGGAAACUCGACGCUGUCGUUUUUGCUUUGGAAGAUCAGUUGAAGGGCCACAAGGCCGCUUGUGAUGAGAGAAAAUAUUACCUAGAGCAAACUGUUAAAUUGAAGGGCGACCUCGAUAGUUGCAAGAACUUCUUAGGCCUAGAACAAACUGCCGCCGAGCAUUACAAAUCAAUAGCGCUGAAACAUGAGAUGACGAUAAGCCAAAACAACACGAGAAUCGACAAGCUCCAAGAACAACUGGCCUUAUCAGAAGCAAAGUAUAUGACCAAGCUCCAGGAAGCAGAAAGUCUCCAGCACAUGUUGGCCCGAGCGAAAACUCCAGUGACAACUUCUACCAUAAACAAUGACUCGAUAUUGAUGUCAACAUUGCCCGACCUGGAUGAUAUACGACUGGAUCAGUCCCCAAGUCGCUCCGAGCCGGCCUUUCCUUUUAACUUGGUGAUAAAGUCUCGGGAGAACAAGGAAAAUGAACCUAUGCCCAACAAUAAUAUGUUUUCUUUUUUUAAAAGAAAAAGCUCCACUCCUGAGUAUGGGCAACCUAACAAAAGACUUAUGCCUUCAAAUCACAUAGAUACAAUUGCACAAGAACUAGAGGCUUUUUGCAAUAAAUUAGAUUCAUAUCCAACAACGUCAGGGUAUCAGAAAAAAAACUUCGUUAGUAUAACAGACACUCAUUUGCCAGCGACAAAUAACUUAUCCGCUUCGUCAACACUAUCACUGUCUUCAUCUUCGCUCUCUUCCCAGUCUUCGUCUUUAUCUUCAUCCUCAUCCUCAUGCUCAUCGUCUUCCUCGUCGUCUUCUUGCAUAAACAAUGCUUUGAAACCGACUGAACUGGUUGACUUAACCGGCGAGACUUCCAUUGUCAUAGAUCUUACGUAA